Molecule: messenger RNA, 426 nt
Organism: Prunus armeniaca (apricot)
Lineage: Eukaryota; Viridiplantae; Streptophyta; Magnoliopsida; Rosales; Rosaceae
Source: the annotation of a GenBank genome assembly
AUGGAGGCACCGAAGACAAUAGAGCACCAAAUCGGAGGAGUCCAAAACGAUGCGCUUCGAUUUGGACUUCAAGGCGUCAAGAGCGACCUCGUUGGCUCUCACCCUCUCGAAUCUGCUUACGAAUCGGCAAAGAUGAAGCAGGAGCAGAUUAAUAGGAAAGUCUUGGGAUACACUUAUGGAAGUGCGUUUCCACUGAAGAUGGAUCUCGAAAGGCAAAUCCUUUCUCGAUUUCAGAGGCCUGCUGGAGCAAUUCCUUCAUCAAUGCUGGGUUUGGAGGCUAUGACUGGAAGGUUGGAUGAUUUUGGCUUUGAGGAUUACCUGAAUGACCCUCGUGAAUCUGAAACCCUCCGGCCUGUAGACACACAUCAUGCAAUGGAAGUUCGCCUCGGGCUGUCAAAGGGUCCAGUCGCCCCAAGUUUUAUGUGA